Molecule: messenger RNA, 1964 nt
Organism: Elaeis guineensis (African oil palm)
Lineage: Eukaryota; Viridiplantae; Streptophyta; Magnoliopsida; Arecales; Arecaceae
Biological process (GO): biosynthetic process
Source: RefSeq, a predicted model, not a curated record
CACCGCACAGAUUCCAAGAAGCGGAUGGAGCGGAAGGGAACAUGUCAUGCUCCCGCCUACGCUCUCCUCUAAAAUUCCCCCCUCCGCCUCUCCAUUUAUACCCUCUCAAUCAACAUUCGCUUCAACCAAGACCAACCUCUCUCUCUCUCUCUCUGCAGUGCCCGAAUCAAGGGCUCAUUGCUCUCCAUUCGCCUUUUUGAUGGUACGAAUUGAUUUGCUUCUGGUUUUGUAAAGGUAGGUUGUAGCAAUUGGAAAAACAAUUUGGAGGGGAGUGGAGAUGGGGAGUUCGGAGGAGAGGGUGGUGGCGGUGAUCAUGGUCGGUGGGCCGACGAAAGGGACGAGGUUCCGGCCGCUGUCUUUGAACAUUCCGAAGCCGUUGUUCCCGUUGGCCGGGCAGCCGAUGGUCCAUCACCCGAUCUCCACUUGCAGAAGAAUCCCCAAUUUAGCGCAGAUAUUUCUUAUUGGGUUCUAUGAGGAGAAGGAAUUUGCGCUCUAUGUGUCGUCCAUAUCCAAUGAGCUCAGAGUCCCUGUGAGAUACUUGAGGGAAGAUAAGCCACAUGGCUCGGCAGGAGGGCUUUACAACUUCAGAGAUUAUAUCAUGGAAGAUAACCCGUCUCAUGUAGUUUUGCUGAAUUGCGAUGUUUGUUGUAGCUUCCCACUGCCAGAAAUGCUUGAGGCCCAUAAAGCAUAUGGUGGAAUGGGAACACUAUUAGUAAUAAAGGUAUCUGCUGAAGCAGCAAACCAGUUCGGUGAGUUGGUGGCUGAUCCUGUCACAAAUGAACUGCUGCACUACACAGAGAAACCAGAGACUUUUGUAAGCGACCUCAUAAACUGCGGUGUAUAUAUUUUUACACCAAAUAUCUUUACUGCCAUUGAGGAUGUCUUUAUGCAACGGAAAGACAGAGCUAAUUUGCGUCGUACAACCAGCUUUGAAGCUCUGCAAUCUGCAGCAAAGGCUCUUCCUCCAGACUAUGUUAGGCUGGAUCAGGAUAUCCUGUCUCCUCUUGCUGGGAAGAAAGAGCUCUAUACCUAUGAAACACUUGAUUUCUGGGAACAAAUCAAGACUCCAGGGAUGUCUUUGAAAUGUUCCGGUUUAUAUCUCUCACAAUUUCGACACACUUCCCCUCAGCUUCUAGCAGCAGGGGAUGGCACCAGAAGUGCCACUAUCAUUGGUGAUGUUUAUAUUCAUCCAUCAGCUAAAAUACAUCCAAGUGCCAAGAUUGGCCCUAAUGUCUCUAUUUCGGCAAAUGCUCGUAUCGGGCCUGGUGUGAGACUCAUCAGUUGUAUCAUUCUAGAUGAUGUUGAAAUUAAGGAAAAUGCUGUUGUGAUACAUGCCAUCAUUGGGUGGAGGUCAUCUAUUGGGAAAUGGUCACGAGUACAGGGUGAGGGAGACUACAACGCCAAACUUGGGAUUACAAUCCUUGGAGAAGCUGGGUCAGUUGAAGACGAAGUUGUGGUGAUUAACAGCAUUGUCCUCCCAAAUAAAACGUUGAAUAUUAGUGUACAAGAAGAAAUCAUUCUAUAGUAUAUUUUCAUACAGUCAAAAAUAAGGCCUCCAUGCCAUAGGAUUUAGUUCCUUUUUUUUUUAAUAUAUUACCAUCCCAUAUUGGGUCCUUGUUUUUUUUUUUCCUUUGACUAUCUGAGUGCUAUUAAGUAGUUUAAUAGGUUGGUAACUUAAAAUUAAAGCCUUUAUGUUCCUGCUACUUUCAAAAUUGUGAAAUUGCUGCUACGGGUAUGCCAUUGCAUUAUUGAGCAAAUAGAAGCAAAGCGUGGUUUGUGAGGUCUCCAUUUCUUGAUGUGUGGAUGAUAAAUGUAGUUUUGCUAGCUAGAUGUGCACUAUCAGCUAGUAAAUUUUUAUCACCUUGUGACAUCUUGGAUGGUGUUAUCCUAUAAUUUUCCAAAUUCUUUGGAAAGGAACUUAUAUCUGCUUUAAAUAUUUACUAUCAGUUUUUCUUUCAAUAAAA